UAAAGCUACAAAAAAUAUUAUAUGCAUGUUUAUUAUUUUAAAAUCAUUGCAUUAACUGUCAUAAAAAUAUAUGAUUUAAUAUAUAAGCGUUUUGCUAAUAAAUUUCGUGCCACAAAAAUGCUACAAUAAGGUUUUGAAAUGUAUGAUAUGGUAACAUCACCAAAAUUCUAAAUUGCGGCGUAUGGGCAGCACUCUGGGGCAUACAAUAUAUUAAAGUCAAACUGACAGCUGCAACGAAAACGACAAAAAUUGGGACGAAAAGCAAUUUCGUAAAACAAAAUUUUUAUGGGAGUUGGUUUCAUACAAUAAGUAUAAAAGAAGAAUUAAUACGGUUGUGCUAAAUAAAAAAAGCAAUAAGUAAUACAUUAGGAUUUUCAAUAAACGAUCAAAAUUGAAAAACACAUCAUACGCCAGACGAGACUUCAUACACCCCACAAACAAUUCUCUGAGAAAGGAAUCAAAACGGCAAAUUAGACAUUUCCAUACGCCGUAGCUAAUACCGUUGAUCAAAUUGUUUAAAGAAUUAGAAAAUUACGAAACGUUUAAUGCGAUGUGCUUGUAAAUUGUAAAAUUGUUUGUGUGAAACAUACUUUUAUAUUACAGCAACAACAAUCAGUAAAACGUGUUGGUGGCUGUUCUUAUCUGUACGUUAAUCUAAAAAGUCGGAAAUAUGCAUCAGGAUUCACCUGAUGCCAAAAAGCCCUGCAAAGGCAUAUUAAAAACAUCACGUAGUUUUGAUAAACCAAAUGCCAGUUAUCGCAAAAGUGCCAAGUUCGAUGAAAUAAACGUGCUUCAAACAUAUCAUCCAGUCGAUAAGGACUAUGGACAUAUGAAAAUAGAUGAACCAAAAACUCCGUUCAAUUAUGUUGAUCCGGAAGAAGGUUUAAAUGAACAACUUGAUGCUGAUUUGUUAGCAGAAAAAUUACGUGCAGCCGCUAAUACUCAAACUCCUUCCUUUGGUCAAGAUGAUCUCUCAGAUGAAGAAUUUCCGGAAACUGAAAGUGAAAGAGUGCGUCGCUUAGAAUUUGAACGCCGUCGUAAGGCUCAUUACAAUGAGUUUGAAGCAGUUAGGCUUGCUAGAAAAUUAAUACAGGAAGAAUUGGGUGAUGAAGACGAAGAUGAAGACGAUGGAGAUGUUGAAUCGCAAUCAGUAUCUACAAUAUCAAAAACUAAAUCUGAACCUGUAGGCAGUGAAAGUACUCGCAAUACUCGUCAAGUUUCUUCCUCUGAAGUUUGUUCUAUAACAGAUGAUUGCGCCGACAAUGCGAAUACAUGCUCCUGCAAACCCAAAGCAACUGGUAAACCAAUGGAGAUUGAUCAACCGGAGUAGUAAUCCCAGAGCCAAAAUAGUCAUGAAAAAUACUAUUUUCAACAUAGAGAAACAAAAGAAUAGGAAAAUGACGUGAUUUUUUAAAUUUAUAUAUCGAAAAGUUUUUUAAAAAAGAGUUAUCCGCAAUUUAAUGAAAUAAUUAAAAGAAAGAAAAAAAUGAACAAAAUAUAUUUUAUGUAUUUAAAUACAGCUGAAUAUGGUGUUGUAACACUUA
Teleopsis dalmanni is the source of this 1544-nucleotide messenger RNA. Its product is annotated as protein phosphatase inhibitor 2-like. The record is from RefSeq and is a predicted model, not a curated record. Gene Ontology annotation, molecular function: protein phosphatase inhibitor activity. Lineage: Eukaryota; Metazoa; Arthropoda; Insecta; Diptera; Diopsidae. Gene Ontology annotation, biological process: regulation of signal transduction.